GUCCCCAACUAAAUGAGGCUUUUUGCCCGUGGGGCCACAGAGGCAGAGGGGUGGGGGUAGAGUAAUGGAAAGUGAAGGUUGAAAGAGGAGAGAGUUUAUUCAGUCGCACACAGACACGAGCCACAAGCAGACGAAUCCUUCCUCAACUUGAAGGCGAUCCGGUCAUGGGUUCAGAAAUGGAGCUGACUUUCACCGAGGACCUGCAGCUGACGGAGGUGAUGCGUUUGAGGGUGCAGUCGCUGCAGCAGAGGGGCCAGAAGAGGCAGGACGGCGAGAGGCUGCUCCUGCCGCACGAGUCCGUCUACCGUCUGGACUUCAGCGAGCAGGAGCUGACCUUCUCCCAAUGGAACGUGAACCUGCAAGGAACGGGCCGUUUCACCGUCACCGGCAUCUGCCAGCUCUGGACGCCCGACCUGACCAACCUGAUGACCAGGCAGCUGCUGGAGCCCAUCGGCCAGUUCUGGAGGAACGCCGGAGAUCCAGAGGAUUCGCCCAUCAAAUGCCUGGAGGCGGACAUCCAGGAGUUCGGAGAAAGGAUAGCCGAGCUGGCGAAGGUGCGGAAAGUGAUGUAUUUCCUAUUCGCCUUCAAGGAGGGAGCGACGAAGGACAAAAUCUCUUGCUCUUUGACCUUCAACAAAAACAAGUGACAAAUCGAAUCGCUG
Molecule: messenger RNA, 662 nt
Organism: Megalobrama amblycephala (Wuchang bream)
Lineage: Eukaryota; Metazoa; Chordata; Actinopteri; Cypriniformes; Xenocyprididae
Gene: ompa
Product: olfactory marker protein a
Exons: 1
Coding region: 165-647 (160 amino acids)
Biological process (GO): signal transduction; sensory perception of smell
Source: RefSeq, a predicted model, not a curated record